AUGUCCAUUAGAGAAAAGAUUGAUAGCCUCAAGGAGGAUGACGUGUUCAUCUCGCUUGAGUUCUUCCCUCCAAAGACUGAAUCGGGUAUUAGGAACUUAUUGGCCCGUAUGGAACGUAUGAGUGCGAUGAACCCACUCUUCGUUACGGUGACAUGGGGUGCUGGUGGCUCAACUGCUGAAAAGACGUUGUCAUUGGUUCAAACCUGCCAGAGGGAGAUGGACCUCACCACAUGUAUGCAUCUCACUUGUACAAACAUUGACAAGUCCAUCAUUGACGAUGCCUUGGCCAAGGCCAAAGCAGCCGGUGUCAGAAACAUCCUUGCGCUGAGAGGUGAUCCUCCACGAGGCGAGGAGUACUUUGUUCCCAACAGCGCAGACUUCUCGCAUGCUGUUGAUCUGGUCAAGUACAUCAAGAAGCAGUACGGUGAUUGGUUCUGUGUUGGAGUUGCUGCGUACCCUGAGGGUCACUGCGAAGGUGCUGACUCCGCCAAUCAGAGCGUUGCUAAGGACUUGCCAUAUCUGAAGGAGAAAGUGGACGCGGGUGCUGACUUCAUCAUCACCCAGCUGUUCUACGACGUUGAGAAGUUCCUAACCUUUGAGCAGAUGGUUAGAAAUAACAUCUCCAAGGAUAUCCCUAUCCUGCCUGGGUUGAUGCCAAUCAACACAUACCAGUUAUUCCACAGGGCUGCGAAGUUGUCCCAUGCGUCAAUCCCAAGAUCAAUCUUGGAUAGGUUCCCUGAGAGCAUCCAAAAUGAUGAUGACAAGGUCAAAUCUGUUGGUGUGGAUAUCCUCAAGGAUAUCAUCCAUGAGAUUUACUCCAGAACUAAUGGACGUAUCAGGGGUUUCCACUUCUAUACCCUCAACUUGGAAAAGGCCAUUGCCCAGAUUGUCGAAAAGUCAAGUCUGCUCAAUGGCAUGAUUGAGAACGACGAUGAGGAUGUCAUCAUGGAUGACGACGAGGAUCACAUCGCCACAUUGAAAACGGCCCGUUCCAGCUCCGUCUCAAACAGAGUUCUUGUUGAUAAACUCCAAAGAGACCCGGUCGAUUUCCAGGAUGCCUCCGAUUUCAAGUUGCAAGCACCUUCGAAAAAGGCCAUCUUGGCCAUCUCGAGUGGUGAAGGUACUCUGGGUCGUGAUGCCACGUGGGAUGAGUUCCCUAAUGGUCGUUUUGGUGACUCCCGUUCUCCAGCAUACGGUGAAAUUGACGGGUAUGGACCUUCACUGAAGAUCGCCACUGAGCGGGCCUAUGAGCUAUGGGGUUAUCCUGUGGACUUGAAGGACGUUUCCAACGUUUUCGUUGGAUAUUUGGAAGGUAAGAUCGAUGCAUUGCCGUGGUCUGAGUUGGGAUUGAGUCCUGAAACAGCCAUGAUCCAGGAAGAGUUGAUCCAGCUUAACGAAAGAGGCUAUCUGUCUCUUGCUUCACAGCCUGCCUGUGACUCUGCAAGAUCUGAUGAUAAGAUCUUUGGAUGGGGCCCAAAGGGUGGUUACGUCUACCAAAAGGCAUUUGUUGAGUUAUUUGUCAGUCGUGACGCCUGGCUGAAUACAUUGAAGCCUAAGCUCCUCUCCAAUGAGAAGGCUGGCUACUAUCUAGGUGAUUCUAGAGGGGGAUUUGAGUCGUCCCUGGACACCAAAUCGUCCAAUGCUGUCACAUGGGGUGUUUUCCCGGAUCGUGAGAUCCUGCAAACCACCAUCAUCGAAGAAGAGUCAUUCAAGGCAUGGAGAGACGAGGCGUUCAGUAUCUGGCUAGAAUGGGCAAAGCUUUACAAGAAGAACACUCCAUCGUACAAGUUGUUGCAGCAAAUCCACGACGACUAUCUUCUCGUGACUGUUGUCUGCCAUGAUUACCGUAACGAAACUGGAUUAUGGGAUUUGCUCUUGGAAUGA
Williopsis jadinii is the source of this 1884-nucleotide messenger RNA. It is a transcript of the gene MET12, whose product is annotated as methylenetetrahydrofolate reductase (NAD(P)H) MET12. The record is from RefSeq and is a predicted model, not a curated record. The transcript is spliced from 2 exons. Gene Ontology annotation, cellular component: cytosol. NCBI's taxonomy places the organism in Eukaryota, Fungi, Ascomycota, Saccharomycetes, Phaffomycetales, Wickerhamomycetaceae. Gene Ontology annotation, molecular function: FAD binding; methylenetetrahydrofolate reductase [NAD(P)H] activity. Gene Ontology annotation, biological process: tetrahydrofolate interconversion. Bases 1 to 1884 code for a protein of 627 amino acids.